This is a messenger RNA of Eruca vesicaria subsp. sativa (arugula), 635 nucleotides long. NCBI's taxonomy places the organism in Eukaryota, Viridiplantae, Streptophyta, Magnoliopsida, Brassicales, Brassicaceae. The record is from the annotation of a GenBank genome assembly.
AGAGAUCAAAAGUGAUGUUUGGCCCUUUCUUGGGCAAGAGCGAGCAUAUCACAAUCAUCAUUGGCGAUUCUUCAUCAACGGAUGAGCAAACACGACGUGAACGUUUUUGGAACUCAGUGGAGUUUGUGACGAGUUUUGUCCAGAUUGUUGCAGCCAUAGUAGUUUUAACUCGAGCAAAAGAUGAACAUCCAGAGACGACAUGGAUCAUUGGUUAUGCUUGUGGUUGUAUUGCAACUCUACCUAUACUAUAUUGGCGUUAUUGGCACUACCAAAAUUUUGUCUCAGAGAUAAGAAUCAACGAUGUGGUGGACACUUUGAGUAGGAUAGUUACAUAUUUCUUCGUGGGUUGGUUUGUGUUGUUCGUAUGUGUUUUCUUAAUUGGCAACUCAUCUCUAGAUCAUACAAGUCAACCCUUCGGGUUAUGCAUGGUUUUUCUUGCUUUCGUCUCCAUGCGACAUGUUAUUCCUAAUCUAAUAUGGUCAAUAAUAUUUUUCUGUUGUCAUGGAACUUUAUGUAUUGAUGAACUUUGCUCUUUGGGAAGGUAUUAAAGCGUACAUCAACGAAUAAUACAGUGGUGUGGAUCAUAUGUUAUUUUCUUCUUUUCAAAUACAGUUCUUGCAAUACUCUCUAUAAAC